GCAGUGUUUCGUUCUCUUUCGUUCGUAAGCCUGGUUCCAUCCCGGCGGGAAACGAUUAACCUCACGGAAUGCCCCUUUGCAGUGGUCGGGAGUUGGAAUGUGUUGGUCUAAUUAACCGGCCACUACUGGUUGCUAGCUGUUGAUGGUGGUGGUGGUGAUGGUGUGUACGGAUAGCUAAUGCCGGAGUGCGUCCGUUCGAGGCUCCAUUACCGUUGCGGAAAGUAAAGGCACCACAAUCAUUCGAACGCGCUUUAAAGGUGAAGACCUUACCGAGCCGCACCGGACGAGUACAGGUGGCUUUCCCAAGCGGCAAACAGAGGGAACAGGCAAUUCGUCAGGUAACACACCGAUAACACCAUCCAGUGCGGGCUAGCAAGCACAGCCACCGGAUAACGGCGGACAGUUGAGAAUAGGCGGUCCACCGGAUGAGACCAACGAACGUCGUCGGCUGGCACAGCAUCUCCACGGGAUUGAUCUUGUGACCGGGUGUCUAUUUGUACGUGUGAAUACCCGCCCAAGUGCAACUGUGUGUGUGUGUGUACAGCGCAAACGAGAUAGAUAAAUUCGUAGCCGAUCGGAAAAGCAUCGCGAGUACGUGUGAAUUACGCGUCAUUGAAAGUUCAAAAAAGCUUGGACGGAGAGUAGGUCGCGGAAGUUUUUUUUUCCCCACUCCCGUACGGUAUAUUCCCGGGAUUGUAUGUAAAUUUCACCAAACAAACUCCCACCCACCUAAUUAUUGUUCGAUAGCAAAAGUGCGAUCGUGUGAUCGUGGUGCAAAAAAGACGCAGUACAAAGUCGAGACUCACUAUUAUUAGCGGUUAGCGCGGCGAUAAAACUACAAUCGCCAUCCGUAGCCCACAUUUACGUGUCCGAUAAGCGUGUGUUUUCGUUGUCCGCGUUCGGACUUUUUUUUUGCUUUAAUUCGGUUCGGUGCCUCUCGUUAGUGUGUUGUUCAACAAAACACCGAUCGAUAUGUUGCUAGAGGCAAUGCCGAACGUUGGAAGGCGGCGUCCACUUUCGCCUAAAAAUACCCAGUUACUAGCUGUCUGUUUCUGUGUACUGCUUUCCCUACCGAAUGCGGCCCUUGGCAGAAAGGUGGCGUUGUCGCGGGUGACGAAACCGACCGGACACCGUGGUUAUGCGAAUGCGGACAUUGCCAAGCUGAGCUAUUCGCCGAGCCACUCUGCACCGGCCGCAGCCCCGAAACCUGUUGCGCCCGUGUACUCUUCGGCGCCUCAUCCUCAGUCUCCACCGGCAGCUCCUCACUUCCCACCAGCCGGAGGUGGUGCUGGUGGUGGUCAACCGUCGUACGGUUGGAAUGUUCCUGGUGCGCAUGGAGCCCCCGGAGCGGGUGCAGGCGUAUAUCCUGGAGCGGCAGCGGCUGGAGCUGCUGGUACGGGACUAGUCGCGAGCAAUGUGUACCGUUCGCAUGGUCAUAAUGCAACCGGUGGAGGUUUUGGUGGUGGUUUGGCUCAUUCACCUCCGGGAGCCUAUCCUUCCUAUCCGGCCCAACCGGCUCAAGGAUUCCCAGGAGCUCCGGUACAGCAUCCGGGAGGUGGUUUCCCUGCACCCGCUUAUCAACCUCAACCUGGUGGAUACGUCCCGCAGCAACCGGGUGGAUUCCCUCACCAACCAUCGUACGUACCCGGUGGACAUUACGAUCAGGGUCAACCUCACUACCAGGGACAUCCAGGACAGACGGUUGUACAUCAUUACGAGCAGCCCUCGAGUGGAGGUAGCGGCAUUGGAACGGUGCUGGGCGCUGGUGCAGCUGGACUGGCCGCAGGUGUUGGUGGAGCGGCGCUUUACGACGCGUUGAAACCGAAAGAAAGCAAGGAAGAACCAGCGACUACUCCUGCUACUACAACGACCGUUGCUGCAGCUGCCCCGGCAGCUGGUGAGACACCCGCUCCUGCAGCCAGUGCUCCGUUAGCACCGAUGCCAGUCAACCCUAACGGUGAGGCACCUCUAGCACCGUUGCCAACGGAAGCCACUCCGCUGGCAACUACUUCUCCAGCAGAGGGCGAAAGUACCACCACCACGAGCACCACCACCAUCAUUGGGAGCAGUUCAUCGGAGAAUCCGCUGGGUAUGGCACCACUGGCACCGCUGCCCGAUUCGUCUCCUGCCACUCCAGCCGACGCUACUCCGAAUGUGUCCGGUUCGGAUGUGGAGGUACGCCACUCAGCCCUCAACGUACAGCCAGAUCUGUCCGCUUCGAUGGCUGAACCGGCGAGCGGUGGUACUGCCGACACCGUGCGCCUCUCGUCCGCCAUUUCGAUGUUCGCCCUGUUGCCGCUCAUCGUGAAGUAUCUCCGCUUUUAGGUCCUAACCAUUGCACCGCAUCGGCAGCUGCUUCAUGUACAUAUCGAAUAUCCUCUAGUAUCGAAGCUUCUUGCUGAGUGGUGUAUAGCGAUCCAAAUGGAGCGCAAUUGCUGUGCCACUACUUUUUUGUAGUCUGUAUCGGACGUAUAACCGACCGGUACCCAGUAGCGGAAAAGGGCGGGUGGAGAGGGCCAAGGUACGGGUGGCAUGGUUAUUUGUGCCCGAUUAAGUAUUGUUUUGUUGUUGUAUAUGUUAGUAAUGUAACGAUUAGUUUGAAACUGCACAACGAAAGCUACGAACCGGCAGUAUAUGCGAUCACUAAUGUUCAAUGUUUGAAUUUUAACGACGAUAUAUAAUAAAUAAGUUAAACAAAAAAAAUACAACUGUUAACGCCUCUGUA
Messenger RNA from Anopheles funestus (African malaria mosquito), 2725 nucleotides. Its product is annotated as transcription initiation factor TFIID subunit 4-like. Bases 973 to 2325 code for a protein of 450 amino acids. NCBI's taxonomy places the organism in Eukaryota, Metazoa, Arthropoda, Insecta, Diptera, Culicidae. The transcript is spliced from 2 exons. The record is from RefSeq and is a predicted model, not a curated record.